Messenger RNA from Candidula unifasciata, 784 nucleotides. The record is from the annotation of a GenBank genome assembly. Lineage: Eukaryota; Metazoa; Mollusca; Gastropoda; Stylommatophora; Geomitridae.
UGCCACUGCUUACUUCGCCAGACGAAAAACCAUCAGGGAAACAUACGCAGCUAAAGGUGUCUUUGGGCAUAUCACCCAAAAGGUGGUGUUUCUCCUGGGCACAACCACAGAUCCCGUGGUUACAAAAUCCAUACAGGAAGAAGCGUUUCUCUACAGAGACAUCGUCCAAGGCCAGUUUUUCGACUCCUAUCACAACCUCACUCACAAAGGAGUUCUGGGCUACCGAUGGAUCACACAGUAUUGUCCACAAGCCAAGCUCAUCGUUAAAAUUGACGAUGACGUUUUCAUUAAUCCAUUUAAGUUGGUCAAAGAAUUCCUUCCCCAAUACGUAAACAAAACCAAACAUAUUGCUUGUCAUGUAAGACCCGGAGGCACAAGUCCGAUUGUCAGAGGGACUGGCAAAUGGCAAGUCCACGAAGAUGAAUUUAGGGGCCAAAACUACUAUCCAUUUGACUAUUGCAACGGCUAUUUCGUGAUUAUCACCCCUGAUCUUAUUCGUCCUAUGCUAAACGCUGCAAGACUGAACCCUUUCUUUUGGAUUGAUGAUGUGUAUCUUUUUGGCAUCUUACCCGCAACAGUUGGCUCUGUGAAAUUUGUGAAUAUCAACAAGCAAGUUACAUUGUCUUUCAAAGUCGGUGAAAAGUGUUUCAAUGACAAUGGGGCGGGAUGCCAUUUGAUUGCUGCUAGUCCUUUUAAACAAGAAAACGCGGAGAAACUGUGGAACAUUGUACUCUCUAAUUUGACUGACAGCAUCAAGAAGGAGCUUAGCGUGUUUGGUUUAUAA